AUGUCCCUGGCGGUCUCUCUUCGGCGCGCGGCCGCGCGCCUGCUCCGGGGCGGCGCCGGCGCGGCGAGGGCCGCGUCUUCCGCCGCGCUGCCGGCCCUGGGCGGGGCCCGCUCUCCGGUGCGCGGACUGCAAGGUAGGGAGCUACCCGGGUUCCUAGGGAUCUGGGGAGGUCCCGCGGCGGGCGGUGGCGGGUCCUGGUGGUUCCGUUGCGCCGUGAGCAGCGUGUCCCGGCCAGGCCUGCUGGUGGAGCAGCUGCUCGUCGGGGGCGGGCGCUCCUUCGCCACAGGUGCUGUGCCGGAGGAGGUGUCCUUCAGCCCCGCCGCCCGCGAGGCGGAUGGAUCGCAGCCUGAGAAAUCCCUAGCCACCUCGGAUAAGGACAUCUUAGCGGAUAGGCCCUUGAAGCUUCUUUCUGGGUCGUCUUAUCUACCACAUCCGGAUAAGGAAGAAACUGGUGGCGAGGAUGCACAUUUUAUUUGGGAUGAACAGGCUAUAGGGAUAGCUGAUGGUGUUGGUGGUUGGGCAGACCUUGGUAUCGAUGCAGGUCAAUAUGCUAGGGAUAUUAUGUCUAAUGCAUUGACUGCAAUAGAAGAAGAGCCAAAAGACAGUAUCGAUCUUACAAGGGUACUAGAAAAAGCCCAUAGUGGCACAACAGUGAAGGGUUCAUCGACAGCAUGUAUCAUUGCUUUAACCGAUCAGGGUAUACAGGCAAUUAGUAUUGGUGAUAGUGGCUUUUUAGUCAUCCGAGAUGGCUGCACAUUGUUCAAGUCACCUGUACAGCAACAUGAUUUCAAUACCCCCUACCAACUUGAGAGUGGCAACUCUAGUGACUUGCCUAGCGCUGCGCAGGUGUUCAAGGUACCUGUUGCGUCCGGUGACGUAGUUGUUGCUGGCACAGAUGGGUUGUUUGACAACCUGUACAACAAUGAUAUAACGGCAGUGGUGGUCCAUGCGAUGAGAGCUGGCCUGGAACCCCAAGUGACUGCUCAGAAGAUAGCUGCGCUCGCACGCCAGCGUGCGAAAGACUCGGACAGGCAGACGCCAUUCUCGACCGCGGCCCAAGAAGCUGGGCUCCGGCACUACGGCGGAAAGCUGGACGACAUCACUGUCGUGGUUUCGUACAUAACCGCUUUCAGCACUUAGUAAGGCCAUGGACUUGGAAUAGUUUGGCAGUUGCCUCCCCUUUUUGCUCUGUAGAUAUACUCGGCCCCCCUUUUCAGCUCUGUUUUUUCCCCUACUAGACUAAAGCUGAGCUGGACGCUUUAUUGUUUGUAAGUAUGUCGACUGGAUGAAUACAGUAGCUGUAGUUAAUUGCAGACAAUCUUUCUAGUGCUGUGAGAAAAGCAUCAAAGGGCGUCAAAUGCAGCAUCUUAUUUUCUUUA
Messenger RNA from Lolium rigidum, 1379 nucleotides. Its product is annotated as probable protein phosphatase 2C 55. The coding region runs from base 1 to 1140 and encodes 379 amino acids. Lineage: Eukaryota; Viridiplantae; Streptophyta; Magnoliopsida; Poales; Poaceae. The record is from RefSeq and is a predicted model, not a curated record. The transcript has 4 exons.